CUACCUUGCAUCUGCGGUAUAAAAGCAACCUCCGUUGCCGCGCGCUCAGUUUCAUUCUGGAAUAACCGAUUGUGAAGCACCGCUCUCAACAUGAAGUUUUACAUAACAAUAUUAGCCGUGUUAUUUCUGGCGGACGUGAUCUUAGCAUAUCCGCAGAAAGACGGGCAAAUAUUCAGCAAUGAAGCGAUACGACAGGCUCAGAAUACCUAUCUCAUUCCUAAAGACGCGACUAUACAGAAGGUCCAAGAAGGCAUCGAAUUGGCCGCUUACGAAUCGAUCCCCGGCGAUCAGAGAAUCAAUCUCUUCGAGAUCUUGGGCGAACAUGUGCCACCCGAAGUGGUGAACAAUCUUCAGACCCAGAUUGAUCAAAUAGGGCGAAAUUAGAUUCGUACAAUCAUCGUCAUCAUCAUCGUCGUCGUGUAAAAAAAUAAUCAUACUCUGUCUCCUAUCCUUUGUACUUGUAGAAAUAUUUAUAAAUGUACAAUCCCGUUUUUGUACCUUGCUUUUGUAUCUCGUAAAAUUUUUUUUCGAUAUGUAAGGCCUUUUACUUUUCGUAAAUAAAUAUAUGAGGAAAACAACUCUUAAGAGUUUGUGCGCAUCACCUACUUACGAUUAUGUGAAUUCAUGAAUAAAGAACAGCUUAUUGAUAAUGUAUUAACAAUGUGUGCGUAGAAAAAUAUAAAAUGCUAAAAUGUAUUUUAUAGCAAAAUAUGAUUUGCGUACUUGCUCUUAACAAUUUCAUUACUGUAUUAAUAGCCUCGAAAUUAUAUUUUGCAUUGAAAUUGACAUAUAUGGAAAUGCGCAGUAUUUUAUGUCUUCACUAAAAUAAACACAUUCUUGUAAAGAUUACUUAGUUUGAAUUAUGUAUAGCUACACACUAGCGAUGUAUAUCGUAGAGAAAGUUGCAGUGCUCGUUAAAGAAGCAUACUUUCACUUCUUCUAUUCAUCAUGUUACUGAACAACUCUUCUGUUCUGCCGUUUACUACACGUGUCACGGAAAUUUGUAUUUAAUCAAGGCACGACGAGAUUACGAGAUCAUUUUUCAUUUUUCUGUUCUCUGCUAAUUUUAUUGUCUCUUAUAAUACAUAUCCAUACUGAACGAAAAGUCUUGAUUUAUAUUUAUAUAUUUUUUUUCACUUUCACUUUCUUUCAUUUAUACAGCCGUUCGUGCGUGUAAAUGAGGUAAAUCUAUCAGAGAAGUCGUUAUAUAACAAUGUAACGUUAUAUAACAUUAUAACAAUAUACAGCUGGAUCACCUUACUGUGUUACAAAAGUUUAAUAAAAAUAUAGUUACCUUAUAGAGA
Molecule: messenger RNA, 1304 nt
Organism: Nylanderia fulva
Lineage: Eukaryota; Metazoa; Arthropoda; Insecta; Hymenoptera; Formicidae
Source: RefSeq, a predicted model, not a curated record